AUUUAAAUUUUCCAGCGUCACAAAACAAGAAACCACACUACUAAAGAUAUGUGAAUGCUACCGGACCUUGCUUCUAUAUUAGGACGCUCGUAAGCCAUUGAAAGAGCACAAAGUUUACGAAUGGAAGGCUAUAGUUCAGUCAUUUUGAUAAUUGCUGUUCUUUCUAUUCUUCUACUCAAAUUAUGGAUGAAACGAAAAAGUGGUGCAACACGAAGAAUGCCUCCAGGGCCACCAGCUUGGCCAGUUGUUGGUAACAUAUUUGAUCUCGGCACCAUGCCACAUCAAAGCCUAUACCAACUCCGACAAAAGUAUGGACCAGUUCUUUGGCUAAAGCUUGGUUCAGUUAAUACCAUGGUUAUUCAAUCUGCCAAAGCCGCAGCUGACUUGUUCAAGAACCACGAUCUCACAUUUUCUAACCGUGCAGUUCCUGAUGCGAUGACAGUUUGGAGCUACAACCAAGGAUCACUAGGCUUUGCUCCAUACGGUGCAUACUGGCGCAUUCUAAGGAAGAUCUGCUCCACGGAGUUCCUUGUAAACAAACAACUCAACAAAUCAAUUGAGCUCCGAGAGAAGUGCGUAGACAAACUUGUACACUGGAUUGAAGAGGCCUCAGCAGCAUCACGCGAUCAAGGAGGGUCAGGUGAGGUGGAACCAGCACACUUGUUGUUUCUUAUGUCGUUUAAUUUAGUUGGAAAUUUGAUGCUGUCAAGAGAUCUCCUGAGCGUAGAAUCAAAGGAAGGGGAAGACUUCUUUAGGGCAGUGAACAGGGUCAUGCAACGGGCUGGGAAGCCUAAUCUGGCUGACUUUUUUCCUCUAUUGAAGUGGAUUGAUCCACAAAGUGUUAGGAGAAAGAUGAAGAAAGAUUUGGGAACUGCCAUCGAUAUUGUAGCCAGCUUCGUCCAAGAUAGAGUUCAGGAGAAUACGGCAGGGAGCCACAAGGUGAAGAAAGAUUUUUUGGAUAUGCUGUUGGAGUAUCGAGGAGAGGGCAAAGAGGGGCCAAGAAUUAUAUCCCAGAAGAAUAUAACUUUUAUCAUAGUGGAAAUGUUUGUUGCUGGCUCAGAAACUACAAGCGUGACAGUUGAGUGGGCGUUAUCUGAGUUAAUACGCAGCCCUCAGUGUAUGAAGAAGGCUAAAGAUGAACUUGAAAGGGUUAUAGGAGCAAGAAGAAAGAUCAAAGAAAGUGAUAUCGACAAACUGCCUUAUUUGCAGGCAGUGGUGAAGGAAACCCUGAGAUUACAUCCCGCGGUUCCUCUACUAGUCCCACGAUGUUCAAUGGAAGAUGCCAACUACAUGGACUAUUUCAUACCGGUUAAUACACAAGUUUUUGUGAAUGCAUGGGCGAUUGGAAGGGAUUCUGAUGCUUGGGAAGAUCCCUUAUGUUUCAAUCCUCAGAGAUUUUUAGGCUCGAGUAUUGAUUACAAAGGCCAUGAUUUUGAGUUUAUCCCAUUUGGCUCAGGUCGGCGAAUUUGCAUUGGCAUGGAUUUGGCUCACCGCGUAGUGCACCUCAGCCUGGCCACCUUGUUGUGGUCAUUUGAUUGGGAACUUGACGUUUCGGUCAGUCUGGAGACUUUGGAUAUGACAGAGAGGAUGGGAAUAACACUGAGGAAGCUGGUACCUCUAAGAGCAAUACCCCAAAAAAGGGAAUUGUGUGUGGAUCACUAACACUGAUUUAGUCACAGGCUCCAUGGGCGCAAGUUUGUGUAAUAUGUUGAAUGACCCGUUUCAAAUGUGUGUUCGUUGUUUGUAGUAAGAAUAAAAUGAGAGUCAAUUUACAAAUACAAGCAUUUGCAA
Molecule: messenger RNA, 1791 nt
Organism: Daucus carota subsp. sativus
Lineage: Eukaryota; Viridiplantae; Streptophyta; Magnoliopsida; Apiales; Apiaceae
Product: iridoid oxidase
Exons: 2
Coding region: 121-1662 (513 amino acids)
Molecular function (GO): heme binding; iron ion binding; oxidoreductase activity, acting on paired donors, with incorporation or reduction of molecular oxygen
Source: RefSeq, a predicted model, not a curated record